AUGAAUUUCACACCUGGGGACAGUAACAUAACAACGGCUGUGAAUUACUGGGACACAUUUAACAUGGCUGUUGGCAAGAAUGUGGCCGUUGUUGUCCUCGGCAUCACCAUCAACUACAUCAAUGCUACAAUGGUCCACACCUUCAACAAGCAUCAUUUCUUCAAGGCCAACCCUCGCUACAUCCUAUUCAUCCACUUGGUGUUCAACGACAUGAUCCAGCUGACAACCAGCAUUUCUCUCUUCAUCUUCUCCUACGCCUUCAACACCGUCUACGUCCCCGUCUGCAUACUCCUCAUCUUGCCGGCUAUUCUCACCACACAAAACACCCCUCUGAACCUAGCUUUCAUGGCAGCAGAGUGCUACGUCGCUGUCUGCAUUCCCCUCCGCUAUAACUACAUAUGUACAGCCAGAAGAACAUAUCUUGUGAUUGGCAUAAUCUGGGCAACGAGUUCACUUUCUGUCCUGCCAGAUGUCUUCAUGCUCUUGGCCACUGAACCUCUGCAGUUCUUACAUUCAAGAGUGUACUGCUAUAGGGAUGCUGUGUUUAGGAGCACCUACAGUCUAAAGAAGAGGGAUGCAUCCCACAUACUGUUCCUGGUAGUGGUUUGGCUCAGUCUGUUCUACACUUACUUUAGAAUUUUGUUAGUGGCCAAAGCUGCACAUGCAGAGGCCAAAAAAGCAAGAAACACUAUCCUCCUUCAUGGUUUUCAGGUGCUGCUGUGUAUGAUGGUCUAUGUGCAACCUAUGUUACAUCAAUUGCUCACAAAGUUGUUCCCAGGAGAUGAUAGAUUCAUAAAAUUUGCUAUUUUUACUAUAAACCAAAUCCUCCCUCGCUUUGUUAGUCCUAUUGUCUACGGGCUACGAGACAAGACCUUUAGGAAGUUCUUCAAAAGGUAUCUGUGUCGAUCAAACAACCGUCCAAAGACAACAACGACAAUCUCAUGA
Messenger RNA from Xiphias gladius (swordfish), 945 nucleotides. RefSeq names its product odorant receptor 131-2-like. The record is from RefSeq and is a predicted model, not a curated record. NCBI's taxonomy places the organism in Eukaryota, Metazoa, Chordata, Actinopteri, Istiophoriformes, Xiphiidae. The coding region runs from base 1 to 945 and encodes 314 amino acids. Gene Ontology annotation, biological process: G protein-coupled receptor signaling pathway. Gene Ontology annotation, molecular function: G protein-coupled receptor activity. Gene Ontology annotation, cellular component: membrane. The transcript is spliced from 2 exons.